AUGAUAGAGUUAAUACUCCUGGCACUUUUAGCAGGGGCACAAGAACCAUUUUGUAAGCCUUAUAGUAAAGCAGCAUUGCCUCUGUUUUUUAAAGAUGGGGAUGUCAUAAUUGGAGGAGUCUUCUCAUUCCACAAUAAUGUUUUUAACUCUCAACCAACUUUUACAGCAAAACCAGAACCAUUUAAGUGCAAAGACUUAAACCUGAUGGAAUUACAGUUGGCUCAGACAAUGAUUUUCACUAUUGAAGAAAUAAAUAAUAACACAUAUCUUCUGCCAGACCUUUCCGUAGGCUAUAAGAUUUACAGCGACUGCAGUUCUGUAACUCUUGCAACAGAUGCUGCAAUGGCACUAGUGAAUGAUCCUAAUGAAGAAACAUUUUUUAACAACCAUUGUGAAAAAACAUCUACUGUUCAUGCACUUAUAGGACUUUCUGAAUCACCACUAAGCAUUUCUGUGGCAACAGUUAUUGCCCCAUUUCGUAUACCAAUGAUUAGCUACUUUGCCACAUGUGCUUGCCUAAGUAAUAGGAAAGAAUUUCCAACAUUUUUCAGAACAAUACCAAGUGAUUACUACCAAAGCAAAGCCCUAGCACAGCUGGUGAAACACUUCGGGUGGACUUGGAUUGGAGUAAUACGAAGUGACAAUGAAUAUGGAAUCAAUGGAAUGGCUACUUUUAUUGAAACUGUUCAGCUAGAAGGUGUUUGCAUAGACUAUGUUGCUGUCAUCUCUAGAAACAAUCCACGAGAACGAUACCUUGAAACUGUCAAUAGUAUUAAACAGUCAACUUCUAAAGUUAUUGUGGCUUUCACAUCUUCUGUAGAUUUGGAGAGUUUAAUUCAGGAAAUUUUAAUUCAGAAUAUUACUGGCUUACAAUGGGUAGGAAGUGAAGGGUGGAUUUCUAAUAUCAAAUUAGCAACAAAUGAAACAUACAGAAUUCUUGGUGGUGCCAUUGGAUUUGCAACAAGCAAUGCAGAGAUACCAGGUUUGAAAGAGUUUCUAAUUAACCUCCAUCCUUCUGAAAAUCAUGGAAGCUCCAUUUUGGAGGAGGUUUGGGAAAGUACUUUUAACUGCAGCUUGACUCUGAAAAAUGGUACUGACAUGAAUAAUCUUUGUGAAAAAACUGAUACUUUAAGUCAAGUAAAUAACCUGUACACUGAUGUCUCAGAUUUGAGAAUUGCUAAUAAUGUUUAUAAAGGGGUAUAUGCAUUAGUCCAUGCAGUUCAUAAUAUAUCCAUAUGUGGUAAAUCUAAAAUGACACAAAAUAAUUGCACAGAAAUUCUGAAAACGAAACCAUGGCAGGUACUUCAGUCCUUGAAACGAGUCAACUUUACAACUAAGCAAGGUGAAAAUGUGUAUUUUGAUGAUAAUGGGGAUCCAGCGACUCAUUAUGAAUUACUAAACUGGCAAGUCAAUGCAGAAGGAUUAAUUCAAUUUGUAACUGUUGGAAUCUAUGAUGCUUCUCUACCAGAAGGAAAACAACUUAAAAUUAAUAACAGCUCCAUUAUCUGGGCAGGAUCACAGAAUGAGAUGCCAAAAUCAGAAUGCAGUAAGAGCUGUAAACCUGGAACCUAUAAGGCUAUUCAACAAGGGAGGCCAAUCUGUUGUUUUGAUUGCAUACCCUGCGCAGAUGGAGAAAUCAGCAAUGUAACAGAUUCUGUUGAAUGUUUAAAGUGUCCUGAGGAAUAUAGAUCCAGUGAGGAAAAAGAUAAAUGCAUCUUGAAGGAUGUUGAGUUUUUAACAUAUGGAGAAAUCAUGGGAGUAAUACUGACAGUGUUUACACUGCUUGGAGCCUGCUUGACUGUGUCUGUAGCAUUUGUUUUCUUCUGUCAUAGAAAAACUCCUAUUGUGAGAGCCAAUAAUUCUGAAUUAAGCUUUCUCCUCUUAUUUUCUUUAACAUUGUGCUUCCUUUGCUCCCUCACAUUCAUUGGCCAGCCCUCAGAUUGGUCCUGUAUAUUACGUCAUACAGUCUUUGGGAUUACAUUUGUUAUGUGUGUAUCUUGCAUCUUAGCAAAAACUAUAGUUGUGUUAAUGGCAUUCAAUGCCACACGUCCUGGUGCUAAUGUUAUGAAAUGGUUUGGUCCCCUUCGACAAAGAUUAAGUGUUUUUAUCUUAACAUUUAUUCAGGCCUUCAUGUGCACGGUCUGGUUAAUAACUUCUCCACCAUUUUUUUCCUCAAACAUAAAAUCAUAUAAGCACAAAGUCAUUUUUGAGUGUGACCUCGGGUCAACAGUGGCCUUUUAUAUCAUGUUGGGGUAUAUAGGGGUUCUCUCUGCUUUGUGCUUCAUGCUCUCCUUUUUAGCUCGUAAAUUACCAGAUAAUUUUAAUGAAGCAAAAUUCAUCACCUUCAGCAUGCUCAUCUUCUGCGCAGUUUGGCUGACUUUUAUACCAGCUUAUAUCAGCUCUCCUGGAAAAUACACUGUGGCUGUUGAGAUAUUUGCAAUCUUGGCCUCAAGUUUUGCCUUGCUUUUCUGCAUUUUUACUCCCAAAUGUUAUAUUAUACUAUUAAAGCCGGAACAAAAUACAAAGAAAUCUGUAAUCGGCAAAAAGUGAUUGACAUCAGUAACCAAAAUAACUGCAAAUAUUAUUUAACAAUAAA
Molecule: messenger RNA, 2596 nt
Organism: Erpetoichthys calabaricus (reedfish)
Lineage: Eukaryota; Metazoa; Chordata; Cladistia; Polypteriformes; Polypteridae
Product: extracellular calcium-sensing receptor-like
Exons: 6
Coding region: 1-2550 (849 amino acids)
Biological process (GO): G protein-coupled receptor signaling pathway
Cellular component (GO): membrane
Molecular function (GO): G protein-coupled receptor activity
Source: RefSeq, a predicted model, not a curated record